This is a messenger RNA of Anisakis simplex (herring worm), 1034 nucleotides long. The record is from the annotation of a GenBank genome assembly. NCBI's taxonomy places the organism in Eukaryota, Metazoa, Nematoda, Chromadorea, Rhabditida, Anisakidae.
UAUGAGAACGUACAUAAGGACGGUGGAAGGUUGUCGAGACGUCAGUUGAGUACCUUUGAAAGACGUCCAUCUCAACGUUAUGGUCCAAGACAGUCACUGGUUAAUCGUCGUGAACAAAUUCGAAAUGACGUAAAACAACAAGGUAUUUUUCCGAAUUUUAUUCCAGUUUUAUUCCAGGUGGCUGCCGCGGCUGGUCUAGCAAUUCCCGAUCUGGUUUCUACGGCACAAUCGUCACGACCUUGUCCUGACAAGAGGGUAAUCGAAGAGAGUCGGAUUGCACAUGAGCCACCAUCGAUCCUAGGUGCAAGACCUAAUCCGAGGCAGGAAUUGGUUGAUCAUCAAAAGGUGAUAAUAAAUCCGUCGUCAUCAAAUGGAAAUGUACUGAAACAACUGAACGAAUCACCAUCGAAGUCACGUCGUCCCAAUAUGAACCGUAGCGGUGAUGCCACUGCAAAUCAAGGUGUGCUAUUAUGCACGAGUGCAUGAUCUUAUCAUCAUUAUUACUUAUUGUGCAGUUUUGUUGAUAUUAUCUGUGAUAUUUGUCAUUAGUAUGAUCAUAUGAAGUGCAAACCGUCCGUUGCAUUUCUUGUUGUUGCUUUCACUCGGCCUCAUUUUGUUUUCACUUUAUUUUAUAUUUCAGCAGUUCGCUAUAAUUUUUAUUCUCACAUCACACUCGCACUAGUCGUUUAUCCAUAAAGAAUUUCUAGUCACGUUUUUUCGCAUUCUGAGGACUUCAUCUAAACUUUUUAACUUAAUAUCAAUCAACACAACUACUGACCAUCUGGAUUUGUGCGUGCAAUCGUUCACGGUAUCGGAUCAGUGCAAUGUGCCUUUAUUUUCAUUUCCAGAAGUGUUAUGCCUUUAAUGUUAUGAGUGUUAUGAGUUCGUCGAAGCCAUCCUGUUGUGCACCUGCAGCAAGUCUUUUCGAUGUGUAAUAUAAUAAUUAAUCAUUCAGCGUUACGAGUAUUCUUUUGAUGCAUCAUAUUUCAUGCGAUUUCACUUCUUUUUUUUUUUGAGACUGAAAACGAAUAAAU